AUGCAGCUCACAACCUUCUUCACUGUCUGCAUCGCUGCCCUGGCCAGCACCACCGCUGCAAUGCCCCGUCUCUCCGGGGCGUACCACGGUGCUCGCAUCUCUGUCCGUGUCCCUACCAAUGCAACUGGUCCCCACAACGCCACUACUACGGGUACACGGGGCAGAGCUCCCCUGUCAACAGGAUCGUCUCAUGGGAAUCGUGUUAAUGUCAACCGCUGCCAUGAGUUGUGCUCUUUGCAGUCUCAGACUUGCUCAAUUGCUGUACCGGAUGAUGAUAAGUUUUGCUGGUCUGUUUACUCGCAAUGCACGGAGAAGUGCCACCCUGAGAAUUUCUACAAGUAA
This is a messenger RNA of Penicillium samsonianum, 342 nucleotides long. RefSeq lists its product as uncharacterized. NCBI's taxonomy places the organism in Eukaryota, Fungi, Ascomycota, Eurotiomycetes, Eurotiales, Aspergillaceae. The transcript is spliced from 2 exons. The record is from RefSeq and is a predicted model, not a curated record. Bases 1 to 342 code for a protein of 113 amino acids.